This is a messenger RNA of Helobdella robusta, 426 nucleotides long. RefSeq lists its product as hypothetical. NCBI's taxonomy places the organism in Eukaryota, Metazoa, Annelida, Clitellata, Rhynchobdellida, Glossiphoniidae. The record is from RefSeq and is a predicted model, not a curated record. The transcript is spliced from 4 exons. Bases 1 to 426 code for a protein of 141 amino acids.
AUGGCCAAGAAAAUAUUUCAUUAUCUACCAACAUAUGCUGCUGUACAGUUCAACUUUCCAAGCUUUGGCUAUUUUUUUAAUAAACUUGUUAGCCCAAACCAGGCUACUCCUCUUCAGGAGACCCCACAUGCUAGAACAGUUGACCUCAUUAAUAAGCCAAAAAAUGAGCCUAAGCUGGACAUAAAACCAAAUACUCUUUUUGCAAAUGUUGAUCUGAUUAAAAACUGCUUAGAGGGAGGAGCCACACUAUAUAACAAAUCUAUGGACCAAGGUUUUUUCUUAGUGCCCUUAAAAUAUCAAAAGUCAUUCCAAUCCACAAAUCUGGUUCAAAGAGUAACUCACACCGCCACCACUUAUUGCUCCGAUGCCUUCAAAAAUAUUACUAGCUUCACCGACGCUGACGUGAACCAAGGAAGCAUUUAUUAA